AUGGCAAGCAUAGAGAGUGCUACGUUAAAUAGAANUGGUGAAGAAAUUAUAGAAACACCUGAUGAAUUUCUCAUAAAAGAAUCAAUAAAUCCAAUUGCAUCAAUAGUGGAUAGUACGUAUCCUUCAUUAUUAAGCAAUAUUCAUGAUUUGCAAUACCUACAAGAAAGAGCGAUUCUUGCUCCUACUCUUGAAAUUGUGGAUGCUGUGAAUGAAUACGUGCUUUCAUUGCUUCAUGGUGAAGAAAAAGUUUAUUUGAGCUCUGACAGUGUUUGUAAGACGGAUGUAGGCUUAGAUGGUCUUGAGGAUGUAUAUACACCUGAUUUCUUAAACAGUAUUAAAUGUUCAGGAGUUCCCAAUCACAUGCUCAAACUAAAGCAAGGUGCUCCUGUGAUGUUAUUGAGAAAUAUAGACAAGUCUUCAGGUUUAUGCAAUGGAACCAGAUUAGUGAUCACUCAAUUAGGAAAACACAUACUAGAAGCAAAAGUGAUCUCUGGGAGCAAUAUUGGGGAGAAGGUGUUUAUACCCCGUAUGGUGAUUACUCCAUCAGACUCCAAGUUACCUUUUAAAAUGCAACGAAGGCAAUUUUCGUUGGCUGUUUGUUUUGCUAUGACAAUAAACAAUAGUUAAGGUCAAUCGUUAUCACAUGUUGGAUUGUACCUACCUAGACCGAUAUUCAGUCAUGGUCAGUUAUAUGUUGCAAUAUCUAGAAUUCGAAGCAAAACGGAUUGAAAAUUCUAAUUUGUGAUAGAGAUGGUUUAUUAUCCAAAACCACAAGCAAUGUGGUUUUUAAAGAAGUGUUUCAGAACAUAAAAUAGAUGGGCGAUUUAUUUUUCUUCAAGUUAUCAAAAUUUAUAAUUUUUCAACAAUUCAACUCUGUCAUUUUAUUUUUUAAAUAAAUUUAGAUCUUUUUUUGAAAAAAUUCACUAAUAUU
This is a messenger RNA of Ananas comosus (pineapple), 931 nucleotides long. RefSeq lists its product as uncharacterized. The record is from RefSeq and is a predicted model, not a curated record. The transcript has 2 exons. NCBI's taxonomy places the organism in Eukaryota, Viridiplantae, Streptophyta, Magnoliopsida, Poales, Bromeliaceae. The coding region runs from base 1 to 627 and encodes 208 amino acids.